UCUACAGUUGCCUACCUAUCUGCCAAGGAGGUAUGCAAGAUAGUUGUAGUCAUGGCCUACGCAGAAACGUAUCUGGGCUCGACAGCGGUGAUCCUCCAUGUUGAGCCCGGCAUAGUCUUGAAGCAUCCCCAUGACCGCGCAACACAAGAAUUAAAUGACGAAAGUGCCGUUAAGUUUGAUAUCGAACGCCAAAUCUUCGAGUUACUAGGAGAGCACCCCAGGAUAGUAAGAUAUCUCGGAUGGCAAGAUGCUACGCCCGAUCAACAACCAGGAUUCCUUCUCGCCGAAGCUAGCCCUGGUAAUCUUGGAGUAUAUCUCUAUAAGAAUCACGACGCUAUUCCCUUGUCGCUUCGAAAAAAGUGGUGUCGGCAAGCCAUCGAAUCGAUCGUGUACCUACAUCAAAAAGGGGUGAUCCAUUGUGACAUACGUCCCGACAACAUGCUUAUCUACACAACAACAUCCACUACUCCUCCAUCCCUCGACCUUUGCCUUUGUGAUUUCGGAGGUUCAGAAUGCGAGAAGCUUGGGUUGAGUAACCCGAAUUUGCCAGACGCCGGUUUCUACAACCCCAACUCCGGAACGGAAAAGUCGCGUAAUACGGACAUAUUCGCCAUGGGAUCUGUUCUUUAUACGAUACUUACUGGGCAUUGGCCUUACCGAGAACCUGCAGCCGGAUUUUUCGAAUCGCUUGCCGCAAUGGACGCAUACAUGAAUAUGGUUGAUGGUUUCUUCGAGAAACGUGAAUUUCCUGACGUGACGGGUAUCUGGGCAGGGGAUGUUAUUCGUAAAUGUUGGAUGGAAGAGUAUGCGAGCGCUGAAGAUGCUUUGCAGCAUAUCAAUGAGUUCUUCAAUGGCGAUACCACCUACGAACAUGUAUGUUAUAUAGACUGAGGAUUAAGCUAGAAUACCACAUC
Molecule: messenger RNA, 914 nt
Organism: Hypoxylon trugodes
Lineage: Eukaryota; Fungi; Ascomycota; Sordariomycetes; Xylariales; Hypoxylaceae
Product: kinase-like protein
Exons: 2
Coding region: 52-891 (279 amino acids)
Biological process (GO): protein phosphorylation; mitotic DNA damage checkpoint signaling
Cellular component (GO): cytoplasm; nucleus
Molecular function (GO): ATP binding; protein serine/threonine kinase activity
Source: RefSeq, a predicted model, not a curated record